Symbiodinium sp. CCMP2456 is the source of this 840-nucleotide messenger RNA. Lineage: Eukaryota; Dinophyceae; Suessiales; Symbiodiniaceae. The record is from the annotation of a GenBank genome assembly.
AUGGCCGUUUCUCCUCGCCGGGAGGGGAAAAAGCGGCGCCAGCCUUGGACACUCCACUGGGCCUGGGCCGUCGCCGCUCCGAGUCUUCUGCUGCUGACCGCUCAGGCAGCUUUAGCCCAGCCCCAAACGGAGGAUGUGCAGGCUGUGGGCCACAGGUCGUCGAGCUGGGAGAAGAGGCCGUUGGUGUCGGCUGAGAUGCUCUGGGAUACGGCAGACCUUAUGCAGUCGUUGUAUUCCAUCUUCCUCUCUGACAUCGUGUUCUUGCUCUGGGCCAUCGCGUGGAGGUUGGCGUACCCGGCGGUGGCGAUCCUACGAAGGUUCGUCGCCUUGUUCUGCUUUCUCCUCGGGACCAGCGAGGAGGAUUUUCGACACUUCCUUGCAGAUGUCGCCCAUCAGACAGUGGCUGCGAUUCAGGUUUUCGGCGUUUACGCCGAUCGGAAGCUCAUCCCGCUGACGAACUGGGCUGUCGAUUUGAUCGAGGAGAGCUUCCCACGCCAGGUGGGCGUCGUGCAGCGGACGCCGGCGGAUCUCCUGGUGUUCCUACUGUACUUGGCCUUCCUGAUCUGGGGUGUCGUGCAGCUGGCAUUCACCAUGUGGGACGCUGCGCGCCAGUUUGGACGGAGCCUGCUGGCCUGCUGCCCGUCUCGCAGCAUCAGAACGAAACCACCACUGCUCUACCGUCAGGAAGUUCCGUACGUCCAGCCUCCGUGGCUGGAUCCUUCGGCCGUUCCACGGCCUGCCGAACACGAGGCCAUCGGAGAUGACGGCGCGAAACUGCAGCAUCCGAGACGACAAGAUGACCUUAUGCUUUGUUGCCUCUUUCCAAACCUCUUCGGCUGA